Messenger RNA from Penicillium nucicola, 1737 nucleotides. RefSeq names its product alkyl/aryl-sulfatase. The record is from RefSeq and is a predicted model, not a curated record. Lineage: Eukaryota; Fungi; Ascomycota; Eurotiomycetes; Eurotiales; Aspergillaceae. The transcript is spliced from 2 exons. Gene Ontology annotation, biological process: dodecyl sulfate metabolic process. The coding region runs from base 1 to 1737 and encodes 578 amino acids. Gene Ontology annotation, molecular function: protein dimerization activity; linear primary-alkylsulfatase activity.
AUGCCCCCCAACCCGCCCAAAACCACAAUAUCAAACGCAAACUACGGCCUAGUGGGCACUCUCAAACCAUGCACAGUCCCCUCGACCAACAGCACCAACCCGCACCAAAAAGCGUGGAACGCCGAAUCCUACGCCUUCCUCCAAUCCCACUGCCCCCCAACCGCCAACCCAGCCCUCUGGCACCAAAGCCAACUAACAUCCAUCCACGGCCUCUUCGAAGUAACCGCAGGCGUCUACCAGAUCCGCAACUUCGACCUCUCAAACAUGACCAUCGUUGAAGGCGACACCGGCAUCCUAGUCGUCGACCCGCUGACCUCCAUUGAGACCGCCGCCGAGGCUCUCGCCCUGUACCGCAGCGUGCGCGGCGAAAGACCCGUUUCGGCGCUUCUUUACACCCAUUCGCAUAUCGACCAUUUCGGGGGCGCGCUGGGCAUUCUGCCGCCCUUGCCGGGUGGAGCUAAGUAUGAUAUUCCGAUUAUUGCGCCUGUUGGGUUUGUGGCCGCGGCUAUGGAUGAGAACUUGUUGGUGGGGAGGGCGAUGGCGAGGCGCACUAUGUUUGUUUAUGGGAGUUCGUUGGCGAGGGAUGCGGGGGGCACUGUUGGGUGUGGGAUUGGGAGUGGGGUUUCGACGGGGGAGGCGUCGUUUAUUCCGCCGAAUCUGGAGGUCAAGUAUAGUGGGGAGGAGAGGGUUGUUGAUGGGGUGAGGAUUGUGUUUCAGGUUGUAGAGGGGGGGGAGGGGGGGAUGCAUGCUGUUUCGUCGUUGCGGGGGGGCAGAGCCGUUGAUGUGAAGCGGUUGUCGAGGGUUUUGGAUGAGGCGUUGGUUCUUUUUGGGGAUGAGGCCGAGGUUCUUUGUUUGGGGCAUACUUGGCCUGUUUGGGGGACGGAGGAAAUUGGGAAGGUUGUUGCUGGGCAGAGGGAUUUGUAUGCUUAUUUGCAUGAUCAGACGGUGAGGCUGAUGAAUCGGGGUCUGAAUGGGGCUGAGAUUGCUGAGGCUUUGGAUCUCCCGGUUGGUUUGCGGGAUGUCUGGCAUGCGCAGGGCUUUUAUGGCUCUGUGAGCCAGAAUGUCAAGGGCAUCUACCACCGGUAUAUGGGGUGGUUUGAUGGUGAUGCUGCACGUCUCUGGGAGCAUCCGCCUGCUGAGAAUGCGAAGCGAUAUGUGUUUGCUCUGGGGGGCAUUGACAAGGUCAUUGACAAGGCGGAACACUUUGCUCAUGAAGGUGAUCUUCGCUUUGCGGCGACUUUGCUCGGUCAUGCAGUCGCUGCCGAACCCCUGCAUGCUGCAGCCACAGAGGCAUUGGCGGGGGUGUAUACAAGUCUUGGCUUUGGGGCGGAAAAUGCCACUUGGCGGAACUUUUAUCUCUCGGCAGCUCAGAGUCUGGGCACAAUCCCCGGUUUGCAGUUCAAGACAUUGGGGUCUGGUAUGAAGAUCGGACAGUCUGUGGAUCAGUGGCUGGAUCUAUUGGCGAUUCGAUUGAAUGGGCCCCGGGCCGGAACCGAGUGCUUUGCUCUUGAUCUCCAUGUUAUCGAUGAACAGAGGUGGUGGCGGGUAAAUCUGAGCAACGGCGCUCUGACACACAGGAGUGCGCUUGCGCAAGAUGGGUUUAGUGGUGUUUCAGGGCAGACCCUAGUCCUCCAGAAGAAAGAGUUAUUUGACAUCCUGGGUGGCGUUGGGCGUGCACAGUCGGGCCAGUCAGAGUCGACAUUAUUAGAGAAGUUGUUGUCGUUGAUUGAGGAGUAG